GUUUAAUAAUCUGUGCCAUUCUUAUUCGUACUCGCUAAAGAAGUAGUUGUCUCUCUACUCGCAUCUGCAUCCCAUGUGAUCGCGGUUUAUUCGACAUUUUCGGCGUAAUCUAGAACAAGUCUUUGAUUUGUGACAGGGGAUAUACAAAGAUCGUCAAGUAAUUUGAAUGGGUGAAUGUUUAGAUUGCCGAGCUCCUUACUGUUAUCGGCACGACCAAUUUUGGAAGAAGCAUUCUAAUUUAAGGCAGAUGAGAAUUACGUACUCAUAAACAGACUCGCGAAUAUAAAGAUUUAAGGAAAUUCUCCCUUACCUAGUGAAAUUGUGUGGCAACUAGAGUUCAGCAAAAUAGACCCAAUUUACUAUCAGUGUUAGUUUGAAGAGUAUGGUUUCAUCCGGCUACUAGUAAGUGUUUUCUUACAUUUGGGUUAGAGCUGCCCAGUGGAAAUUAAAGUGGGAUACCGAUCACCUUGUAUGGAUUAAAAUGGUGCACCUACUUUCAGUAUGCAUCUUUUGCCUCAUUUGUGCUACUCAUACACCCUGUGGGUCUCACGCUGCCGUUUCCAAUUUGGGAGAGUACCGACAUGAUGGCUAUAAGGAUCCGAAUAUUUUGCAACGUGAACAUCAUGAGCAGCUCACCUUAAGAGCUAAACGGCAUAACGAAGAACGAUCUGAUAUAACAAAUAUUGACCCAAGCACGAAACGGGAUUCCGACUUCUUAAAGAAGAUAUUUUUAAAGUUUGGCGAUGGAGAUAAAAUGUCCAUAGAGGGACUCGAAAGGCUCUUGAAAAAGCUGGACUUAUUGCAGGUUGUAACGGAGAGGAUUGAAGCACAUGAUAAGGAGGAUCAUCAUAAAACUUUAGAUGUGGAUGUCAAAAAGCAGCCUAGGCAGAUCGAAAAUAAUGGCAGUUGCUUCAACACGGAAAGGAUCGCCGUACUGCAACAAAGAACCGAAAAGCAGCCCUUAAACCAGACGGCAUUUUCUGAAGCCUGUCCGCUACUGAUUUACAGUCUCUUAACUGAGAAGUGCUCGACAAUAGAAAAAGCCACGUUGGAAAUAUCCACACCUGAACCACGAGGAAAUUAUGCCAGAAAUUGGCUUUUCUCAAUUUUGGCUGUGGUAGUUAUAAGUGUAUGUGGACUUGGUGCUCUAGUGAUAAUUCCAAUGAUGCAGAAGAAGUUUUAUAAACCAUUGCUCCAGUUUCUGGUGGCUUUGGCUGUAGGUACUCUUGCUGGAGAUGCGCUACUUCAUUUGCUCCCUCACGCGAUGAGCGAAGUUCAUUCCCAUGGUGCUGAACACCAUUACGACCCGGAUGGACCGGAUCCUCACACCUCAAAUACAUGGAAAGGACUGGCGGCUAUGAUGGGCUUAACAUUAUUUUUCAUUAUGGAAAGGCUAAUUAUGGUAGCUGCCAAAUAUAGGAAGAAGAAGCAGAAGGAUUCUAGUGUUUCUCAUGCUCAUGUGCAGGUUUAUAAUGACGAAGGCGAAAGGAGAAAUUCUACUCAGUGUAUGGAUAAAUAUAACACAUAUCCUUAUUGUUAUAAUGAUAUAAUGACGGACCCUAAUGAUAAAUCUGAACCUAAGAUGGAAACCAAUCAGAACAUGCUCGAUGGAGAUCUGAUUUUAACGCCCUGCAUUGAAACCAAAAUGCUCCCACGCGAACAUGAAGAUUAUACGGUUAUAGUCAGAGAACAUGAAAUUGAUCAUCAUGGUCAUUCCCAUAAACAUGGACAUGUUCAUGCAGCCCCACAGAAUUAUUCGUCAGUUGCUUGGAUGGUAAUCAUGGGAGAUGGUUUGCACAAUUUCACCGAUGGAAUGGCAAUCGGUGCUGCAUUUGCUAGCGGAAUAGGCGGUGGUGUUUCAACGACAGUGGCAGUUUUCUGCCACGAGUUACCGCACGAACUUGGAGACUUUGCCUUGUUACUUAAGGCAGGGAUGACCAUGAAACAGGCCAUGUAUUACAAUAUCUUAUCAAGUAUAUUGUGCAUUUUUGGGAACUUUGUAGGAUUGAUCUUAGGUAAUACUGAAGUUGCUAAUCAGUGGGUUUUCGCAGUAGCUGCGGGAACUUUUAUUUAUAUCGCCCUAGUAGACAUGAUGCCAGAGCUCAGUUCUGCACAUGAAGAUGAGGAAAAUCUGUUCCAGUACUUUUUACAUUUGAGCGGUCUUCUAAUGGGCAUCGGUAUAAUGACGGCUAUAGCCCUUUGUGAAAACGACUUGAAAACUUUGUUCGACGACUCUUAAAUCUAGUGAACUAUUACCAAUCAGAAAAAUACAAUAGAAAGGUCGGUUGGGACUAUUUUUUCUAUAAAAUUGUACUUAUUGGGGAUUGUCUGUUAUGGUAUGUUGUUAUAGGACUCAUUAAUAUCCGCAAAGGAAAUAAACCUGAAAAGCGAAACAAACAAUUUUUGUUAAAUCGUUUGUAUCACUUCACGUACAAACGAUUUUUGAUAAAUUGUUUGUUUCAGUAGCUUUUUAGGUCGUUAUAGUAUAAGAAGUGUGCUAUAGUUUAAAGAAGAAUUGUUGAUUGUGAAACAAACUUUUUUUUGGUCGAUUUAACCAGAACGACUUUACUUAUGAAGUAGGUAUAUUUAAACUAACAAUGAAAAAGGUUUUUUGUGUUGCUCGUAAUAUUGAUAAGAUCUCGAAGUUUGUAAAGAUUUAUACUCGUUUAGUAUAAUUAGUGAAAACAAAUUUUCAGUUCGAACCUUAAUUGUAAUAAUUAUUUAUCUCAUUUAUCUGAAAUGACACAAAAACCUUGCUUCCUCUCUUUCAAAUGUAAGUUCCUAAUUAUUUAUAAAAUAUAUUUUAAUACAGCUACCGACUUAGCUGCUCCUGUAGUGAGUGGUCUACGAUCGAGUAUUAAGAAUAUUUGACACUUUUCAGUAUAAUGAUUUUCUAGCAAACCCCAAAUUCAAACUAGUAUUUCAGCGUCAAUUCAGUUGCUGUAGUGCGUUGAAGUGUAUUUAUUUGGUAUACAUUUUUUUAUAUUCACAUCGUAGAUUCAUUUUGCAGCUAAAAUAGUAUUUUGAUUUUUUUCAUUGUAAUAAUUUUAUGAAGCAAGUUUUACAUCCAUAAGCAAUUUUCCGGAAUGUAUCCCACAUACCACUUUGUAUCUGAAAUUAUUGCCAUGAGUACCACUAAUUGAGUUAAAUGCGUGGUAAUGUGUAUUUGGGAAAAGCGCUACUUUUCAUUUAUGGGUCAGUAUUUGCACAAGCAAAAGCCGUUAGAAACUUAUUAGUAUUUUUCUAUUUUUCAUGCACUCUUUUUUAUAACUCGCGAUAAUAGAUGCUAUAUAACUUCUAUGCUAUAAAUUGCUUGGCUCAAUAGUUGUAGCUGAAUUUAUGCUGGUCAGAGCGGUUGAUUUUAUUAUGUUAUUAUAUAAAAAAUCCGGUAUUUACACGAAGUGUAGUUUACUCCAUUUAUUUGAGUGGAGCACAGGCAGCAUUAAACACAUCUUUGAUAAUGUACAUACAUAUGUAUCUAUAUAAUUAAAGGUUUAGAGUGUACUUUUUCUAACUACCUAACUACUAAUUGUAUCUAACUGUAAUGAACAAUUUUGAAGCGUUUUUAAUUCGUUUAUUUGCUAUAUUUUGUAGGUAUGAAAUAAAAAUGUGAUUAAAAGAAACAGGAAACGUACAUUUGUUUAAACCUGUUGAUAUUUAAUUAAGGAGCAUGAUUAUUGUUCUAUUAUGUUUUGUAAUGAGUAAGACGUAUGAAAUAAACUGAGUAAUAAAAGUA
Dendroctonus ponderosae (mountain pine beetle) is the source of this 3736-nucleotide messenger RNA. It is a transcript of the gene foi, whose product is annotated as zinc transporter foi. The record is from RefSeq and is a predicted model, not a curated record. Gene Ontology annotation, biological process: zinc ion import across plasma membrane; intracellular zinc ion homeostasis. The transcript is spliced from 9 exons. NCBI's taxonomy places the organism in Eukaryota, Metazoa, Arthropoda, Insecta, Coleoptera, Curculionidae. The coding region runs from base 482 to 2239 and encodes 585 amino acids. Gene Ontology annotation, cellular component: membrane. Gene Ontology annotation, molecular function: zinc ion transmembrane transporter activity.